Molecule: messenger RNA, 1425 nt
Organism: Pseudovirgaria hyperparasitica
Lineage: Eukaryota; Fungi; Ascomycota; Dothideomycetes; Acrospermales; Acrospermaceae
Product: FAD-linked oxidoreductase
Exons: 2
Coding region: 1-1425 (474 amino acids)
Cellular component (GO): mitochondrion
Molecular function (GO): proline dehydrogenase activity; FAD binding
Source: RefSeq, a predicted model, not a curated record
AUGAAUACCUCAAUACGAUUCAGGGGUACCUCUUGCCUCAACAUCAGACCAUGUGCAUCACGUGUAUCUCAUUGCAGGACCUUGAACAUAUCGAGACGAUACGCACCUUCAAGAGACGUUCAUACUCAGCGAGUGAAUGACACGAGUGCUGGAGUAACAGCGGACAACCCAGCGCUGGCGCGACUGCCUACUAUACAUCUCAUCAGGAACAUCGUUCUGGGCUCUGUUUUUAUGAACAACACUGUGUUUCGACUUGGUAUGAAAGCACUAGCGGAAGUGGGCAAUCCAAAGCGGCGAUUACUGUAUCCCGAGAGCAAUUGGCUGGUGAGAAUCAUGCUGAGGAGAACAUUAUAUGACCAUUUCUGUGCUGGAACCACGACAAAAGAGGUUGCUGAAACUGUAGCAAGCAUGAGAUCUGCGGGGUACUCAGGGGUGAUUCUGAUCCCUACGAGAGAGAUAGUGGCUGAGACGUCGGGCUUGAACACCGUUUCGGAGAUAGAUUUAGAUACAGAGCAGCAAUUGGGCAUUCGAUCCUGGAAGGAAGACCAUCUCAAGACACUCAGCAUGAUUGGUAGCGGCGAUUACAUGGGCAUGAAAUUCACAGGCGCGGGGCGCACCAUAUUUGCUCGUCUCGCAACCGGCGAAGACCCUCCCAAUACCCUCCUCGACGCAAUCGACGAAAUAGCCACCCAGGCAAGAGCCCAAGGCACUCGUAUAUGGCUCGACGCCGAGCAACAAGCCAUCCAGCCAACUAUAGACCGAUGGGUCCUCGACCUCAUGCGCACCUACAACCGCACCAUACCUCUCAUCUCCAACACCUAUCAGGCAUACCUGAAGCAUUGUUCCUCCAUUCUCACGACUCACGUGCGUCUCGCUCAGACUGAGGGCUGGGUCCUCGGCGUCAAACUCGUCCGAGGCGCGUACCUCUCCAGCGAGGACCGCAGCCGCAUCCAUGAUACUAAGGCAGAGACUGAUCAGUGCUAUGAUAUGCUGGCAGCACAACUGAUCGAGCGCUCGCUCUCGAGCUUUUCGAAGACUGCCAGAAGUCCAGACGUUCAUGUCUUUCUUGCCGGUCAUAAUACUGCGUCGAUCGAGAAGAGCGUAGAAUUGUAUACGCGUGCUGUUGCGUCGGGUGCGAGGUACUCGCCCGUGAGAUGGGGCCAGCUGCAGGGCAUGGCGGAUGAGGUGAGCUGUGAAUUGCUGAGGCGUUGUGAAGAGGCGGAGAGAGAGGAUGCUCAAAUGGAGACUAGGAGUCAAAAGAGGGCUAAAGUGGAGGUUUAUAAGUGUUUGCAGUGGGGCGCGGUGGGCGAGUCGGUCCAGUUUUUGCUCCGUCGUGCUGUGGAGAAUCAUGGAGCGGCACAGAGGAUGGCCAGUUCGGUUGCCAUCAUGAGGCGGGAGCUGGUGCGACGUGUUUUUCGAUUGUAG